UACUGGAAGGAUGAUUUCUUGCAGUGGAAUCCGGACGAUUACGAUGGUGCUACUGAAAUUUUCCUGUCCUCUAGUGAUAUCUGGAUUCCAGAAUUUUCACUCUAUUAUAGUCAUCACUUCAAUCAAGCUGUAAAAUUGCUGAGUAAUAACGAUGUUCGUGUGAAUUACACUGGCAGUGUCCGUUAUUAUUUGCCGUACUCAACCGAAUCGCUCUGCAAAUUGGAUGUGAAGUUUUUCCCUUUCGAUAUACAGCAGUGCACAUUACUGUUUGGAUCCUGGGCUCAUUCAAAUGAUUCGAUCAAGUACGCUCUCUAUUCAAAAAAUCUCAGUUUGAUAGACUUUUAUGACAACCAGGAAUGGCAGCUCGAUUUGGUUAGCUUCUGCAAAUUCCAUGCCGUAUAG
Molecule: messenger RNA, 402 nt
Organism: Gongylonema pulchrum
Lineage: Eukaryota; Metazoa; Nematoda; Chromadorea; Rhabditida; Gongylonematidae
Source: the annotation of a GenBank genome assembly